CGAUAAUUCGCAAACAGCUGUUGCAUAUAGGUUAUGAUCGUGUUUAUAAAAUGAAUGCACAUUUUCGAAUACCUUUAUGACCUGCCGUAACCGUGUCGCGUAGUGAAACAAUUUAAUAGCGGUCCCUUGAAAAACACAAGUUCGCGAAAAUGUCAUCGGGUAGAAAGUGCAAAAACUGCGGGUCCUCUGACAUCGAGGUGGACCCAGCCAGAGGUGAUGCAGUCUGCACGAAUUGCGGUUCCGUUUUGGAGGACAACAUUAUCGUCGCGGAAGUGCAGUUUGAAGAGGGAAACCAUGGUACAUCGAGCGCCAUCGGGCAAUUUGUGGCUGCCGAUUCAAAAGGGGGUGCCACAAAGUUCGGAGCAUCUUUUCACGUUGGUGGCGGUAUUGAAUCGAGAGAAAUAACCCUUAGAAAGGCCCGAAAUGGUAUAACCACCCUGUGCAGUCAAUUGAGGUUAAAUCAGCAUUGCAUCGACACAGCUUGCAGCUUUUUUAAGAUGGCUUUAUCGAGAAAUUUGACGAGAGGAAGGAAAAAUAGCCACGUACACGCCGCUUGUGUUUAUUUGACAUGCAGAACCGAAGGGACUGCACUUAAUAUAAAGUGUAAAAUGAGUAAAAGAAGUAGAGAGUUCGAGUGCGUAAAUAACCCGGAAAAUCUGGGCGACGUAAGUGAUGAGCACGGAGAACGUUUUCACCAGCAAAUGAAUGCUAUGGAACGGCGGUAUCACGGCUUCUGGGAUGCAGCCAUGAUGGGUGAUUACAUUUGGUCCCUCAUACGAGAAACGGAAUACGAAAGCAGCAAAAAACAAAGAAGGAGCCAGAAUUUUUUUAAACCUAUGCUUAAUAAAACAAAAUAA
This is a messenger RNA of Brassicogethes aeneus, 857 nucleotides long. The record is from the annotation of a GenBank genome assembly. Lineage: Eukaryota; Metazoa; Arthropoda; Insecta; Coleoptera; Nitidulidae.